Lasiosphaeria miniovina is the source of this 747-nucleotide messenger RNA. RefSeq names its product ankyrin repeat-containing domain protein. NCBI's taxonomy places the organism in Eukaryota, Fungi, Ascomycota, Sordariomycetes, Sordariales, Lasiosphaeriaceae. Bases 1 to 747 code for a protein of 248 amino acids. The record is from RefSeq and is a predicted model, not a curated record. The transcript is spliced from 2 exons. Gene Ontology annotation, molecular function: protein binding.
AUGAGAAAUACGCGCAACGAGACACCGUUGCAGGUCGCUAGCGCAAACGGCCAUGGCAGCGUUGUUCGGGUGUUGCUCAAUAAGAACGUCGAUAUUGAGUCAACGGACGCUUCCGACUCAACGCCACUUCUCCGGGCCGCUGCGAACGGACAUGCAAGUGUUGUCGGGAUUUUGCUCGAAAAAGGCGCCAGUGUCGAGUCAACAGACGCUUCCAACUUAACGCCACUUCUCCGGGCCGCUACGAACGGACAUGCAAGUGUUGUCGAGAUUUUGCUCGAAAAAGGCGCCAAUGCCUUUCACGAUUACACGCCACUAUGCUCUGCCGUUGAGCAAGGAAGUGAGGCAAUCAUCAAUAUGCUGCUCUCUAGCGGGGAAUCCACAGAGACGCAAGCUGGUAAAAGAACUCCGCUGUCGUUAGCUGCUGAACAUGGUCAUACAAGAUCCAUGGCACUGCUGAUUAGCCACGUGGUCAAUAUCGAUCGGAAAGAAGAGAAUGGCAUGACACCGUUGACGUUUGCUGCAAAACAGGGCCACGUCGGCGCCAUCAAGCUGUUACUCGACAAAGGAGCUGAUGUCUCAUCAAGAGCUGCCACGGCUAAGGCGGCACUCCACUUUUCAGUUGAGGGCGGGCAUACAGCUGUCACAGUUGCUCUGGUGAAGGGUGGUGCGGACAUUGAGGCAAAGGACUACCGUUUAUACACUGCAUUAACUUUAGCUGCACGCUCUGGGGACACGGUAGUGGUGUAG